Messenger RNA from Amyelois transitella, 1180 nucleotides. RefSeq names its product proliferating cell nuclear antigen (gene Pcna). Lineage: Eukaryota; Metazoa; Arthropoda; Insecta; Lepidoptera; Pyralidae. Gene Ontology annotation, cellular component: PCNA complex. The transcript has 7 exons. Gene Ontology annotation, biological process: translesion synthesis; mismatch repair; regulation of DNA replication. Gene Ontology annotation, molecular function: DNA binding; DNA polymerase processivity factor activity. Bases 129 to 911 code for a protein of 260 amino acids. The record is from RefSeq and is a predicted model, not a curated record.
CGCGCCAAUUUUUCCCGCCCGGCUAUUGAAUCUGUCAUUGUCAAAGUGAGGUAUGCGACUGUUGGAGGCGUCUUCACCGCAUUUUCAGUUUUUGUAUUAAAUUCCUUUUUUUAUUUUAUUAUUUCAAAAUGUUUGAGGCACGUCUGCUCCGAUCCUCCAUUCUGAAGAAAGUGUUGGAAGCUAUAAAGGAUUUGCUUACACAAGCCACAUUUGACUGUGACGACAAUGGCAUCCAACUUCAGGCAAUGGACAAUGCACACGUAUCCCUGGUAUCCCUUACACUGAGAGCAGAUGGAUUUGAUAAGUACAGAUGUGAUCGGAACAUUUCCAUGGGCAUGAAUCUUGGGAGCAUGUCCAAAAUCCUGAAGUGUGCGGGCGACAAAGACACAGUGACGAUGAAGGCGCAGGACAACGCCGACACCGUCACGUUCGUGUUCGAGAGCCCUAAUCAAGAGAAAGUAUCUGAUUACGAAAUGAAGCUGAUGAAUUUGGAUCUGGAACAUUUGGGCAUUCCCGAGACUGAAUACAGCUGCACCAUUCGUCUACCAAGUGCUGAGUUUGCAAGAAUCUGCAGAGAUCUGUCUCAGUUUGGAGAGUCUAUGGUUAUAUCCUGCACUAAAGAGGGUGUGAAGUUCUCAGCAACAGGUGACAUUGGGUCUGCAAACAUCAAGCUGGCUCAGACAGCAUCCAUAGACAAAGAAGAAGAGGCGGUGGUCAUAGAGAUGGAUGAGCCGGUCACCCUCACGUUCGCCUGCCAAUAUCUCAACUACUUCACCAAGGCUACGUCACUUAGUCCACAGGUUCAACUUUCCAUGUCAGCGGAUGUGCCACUGGUGGUAGAAUACCGCAUCCAAGACAUCGGCCAUAUCCGUUACUAUUUGGCGCCCAAAAUCGAGGAAGACGACAGUUAAACUUUAUUAUAAGCUCAUAAUGUUAAGUCUGCUAUACAAAAGGCCUGAAUUGAUGAUUAGUUUUUUGUUUACCCCAACUGCAUAGCCGUGGGAGGGUGAUGAACUGAAAUGUUAUCUCUUUUAUUUGGCAUUAAAAUGAGGUUUUUGUUAAGUUCGUAGUAAUUCGCGCCUUAUAUCAUGUUCUAUCUUUCUCAUGUACACUAUGUGUAUUCUUCAAUAAGAUUGUGAUAAUUAUCAAGAAACUGUUGAAUAAACCUUGUAUUUUAUUA